CUCGUUUUGUUUCGUAAAACAAGUCUAUCGAAAAUCUUCCACAUCUAGUGAAAAGUGCAAAAAAUAAUCCGAAAAAGUUUUCUUUUUUAGCAAAUAACGCUGCAUCCACCCAUAAAAAAUCACAGCGCUUACUUUUCUUAAGUAGCAUAACGGGGAUCAAGGGUUAGGGGGUCAGAAAUCCCGAACAUAUAAACAGAUAAGGACAAUCAUCGAACAGAAUUUUCCCUCCCUCAGACGUACUACCAAUACACACAAACUCACUCAUGAAAUUCCCAUCUAUGCAAGGGACAAGGGCGGUGUAUUCCAUUAGCAUUUUUCUUAGCAUUCUUUGGGGCUAUUGCUUGGUUUCAAGCUCUAUGUUUAGAUCGAUUAUUUGGUAAAGAAACACAAAUAUUACUUUCUGAAUUUUGCCUCAUUAUAUUCUGUUCUAUCGAUUAAAAAACAAAACAAAAACACCUUUUCAAAAUGACUAACAUCCAGAGUAUAGAAAAUGUGGAGGACUGCACUCCCCUUUACUUACCACACAGCUUGUAUCUCAAGCCGCUGGCCAAAAUGCAAAUCUCCGUAUCACUGCCCACGAUCAAGUCCGGAAAAUCCGUGUCCAACCUGGAGAUAAUGGACAAACUGAGCAUCGAGCUCAAGCCAGACAAGUUUCUGGUGCUCCGAGUCUCAAAGACCACUGUGAACGCCAUCCGUUUGGAAGCUGAGUUAGAUGAACGAAAACGUCUCCGACCGGCCAUCCAACGCAUUGACGGAAUUUCUCUGCGCAUCUCUGGAUUCAGUGAGUCGUUCCGAGUGCGAUGCACCGAGCAGAAAGAUGAGUUUCCCACUCGACACGACUGGGAUUCUUAUUUUCGUGAUGCCCGAAACAUGGAUGAAAUGAAGGCGGGCGAACGACCGGAUACCAUUCACCUGAGUCACCUGCCCAUGCGCUGGUUUUGCCCUCGGCACUCGGAACAUGAAGAGCAAGUCAAACCCAGCGAAAGCAUCUUUAAACGAAUUUUCGAAAAGUACGGUCGCGUCCGGAUGGUUGACAUACCAAUUUGUGAUCCGUAUCGGAAGAACAUGCAAGCGGACAUUAACGGCAUGCGAACGUUUAGCUUCGAGCAGGAUGUUCUCUUCGAAGCAUAUGUUCAAUUCGAGGAAUACUCUAGCUUUGUUCGUGCCAUGGACGAGUUUAGAGGCACCAAGUUGGUCCGGAAGUUUGUGGACAAGACGCAGGCAAUCAACAUUUGCGUUAACUUUGACAAGGAAAAGCAUCUUAGCGACUCGCACGUGCAGCGCCGGGAACGUAUGCGGAAGAAGUGCAUCGCAAAAGCCCAGGCCGAGGAAGAGGAGCGAGAGAGGCUUAAGAAACAGCAUGAGGAACAACUGGAACGUGAAAGGCAAAAGCAAGAAGAAAUGAAAACAGCGGAAGCGGAAAAGCAGCGUGAACGCGAAGAAAAACGGAAAGAAAAACACCUAAAAAAGAUCCAAGAACGUGGUCAGGUUGAGAUCUCUCAAAAGAUACGCGUCGAGGAGCGCAAGCUGAUGAUAGCCCAACGCAAACUGGAGAGUAUACGGACGCUAGAAAAGCUAUUCGAGCGGAUACAGCUGAAGCAAAAGAACAAAAACCACCGAGCGAAGCACGAUGAAGUUAAGGACAUCCAACGUGAGCGCUUGGUGGAAAAGUACAAAGCGGCAACAGAGAAGCUUGUCUGUGAUCAACGAAAAAUCGUGCAGGACAUUAAAAGUAAUACUCCACUAAUGGGUCUUCUGAAGAGCAAAUCCAAAAAGAGUGUAGCACCCACGGACGCAAGCAGCGAUGACGAAUCGGCGGCCAGUAAGAGGCAUAAAUUGGGCAACGGCGUAGCGGACACUGCAUCAUCUGGCGAUGUUAACUCCGCAUUAAACCCUUUGAAAGCGGCGGCCAGCGAAUGGAUGCAGUCACUCUCAAUGUUUGGAUAUGGCUUGCCAGGUGUAUUCCCCGGAGCUCUUUAUCGUCCGGCGGCUCCGUUUCCAGUCUCUAGCAAUUAUCGUGGUUUUGCACCUCGUUCUCGAGGUCGUGGAAGAGGCCGUGGCAUCGGGAUAAGAGGCAGUCGUUCCGGAUAUGACUCAUAUUACAAUUCCAAGCACGAUCGCUAUGGUGAGGAGGGCGACAACGGCUACUAUCACAAAUCAUCACGCGGCAGAAAUCGCUCACGUUCGUCAUCUUCUUAUUCGAGGAGCCGCAGUCGUUCCCGGGGACGCCGUAUUGUUUGUCGUUCCAGGCGCUCAAAGUCACGCAGUCGUUCACACUAUCGAAAGUCAUCGUACUCAUCAAGAUCAAGACGAAGCCACAGCAGAUCCUCGCGCAGUCGCAGCAAUACGCCAUCACAGCGCAAGAACCGCAAACUGGCAUCUACUCGUCGAUCACGAUCCACCAGCUAUUCGCGGUCGCGUUCCCGCUCCCAUUCCCGCAGGCGCUCCAACUCACGGCGUGAUCACCGAAGUCGUCAUCAUAGCAGUCGGAGCAACAGCAGAACUCGGAGCCACUCACCGAAUGAAGUUAAACUGGAGGCCGACAAGUUGGUGGCUUCCGCCGAGAAAAUACAGCGAACCAUCGAACAGCAUACCAAGGACCGGAUGCGUGAGGAGGCGCGCGAAAUCAAGGAGAAUUUUAGACAUGUCCGCACCAACAGUCACAACAGCAACCACGUGGACGUCCGUCCGGAAGAGGAAGCUAACGAAAGACGUGGCAGCAUCAGCAAACGCAGCAGUCGCCGCAAUUCACUGGCUGCCUGAAACGUAUUCAUUAGUUUAAUUUUUAGUAAGAGUAAAUAAAUAUAUCAAAGUUGUUCUCCAA
This is a messenger RNA of Drosophila eugracilis, 2824 nucleotides long. RefSeq names its product A-kinase anchor protein 17A (gene Xe7). The coding region runs from base 466 to 2763 and encodes 765 amino acids. NCBI's taxonomy places the organism in Eukaryota, Metazoa, Arthropoda, Insecta, Diptera, Drosophilidae. The transcript is spliced from 8 exons. The record is from RefSeq and is a predicted model, not a curated record.